CGCAGAUCAUUGCAUGGGCAACGUCGUGGGCCUGACGGCGGUCCCGGCCGCGGACUCGAGCCAACCGAGCUACUCGGCCACGCUCAUUGAGGCGAUCACGCCCUUUGACAACCUCUCGAUUGAAGAGAUCGAGGCGUACUGGCGCAGCUUCUACGAGCACGCGCAUGGCUUUGCGCUCUCCAAGCACGACUUUGGCGCGAUCUGCAUCGACGUCGCGGUCCACCUCGGCCACUCGCCCGUCCAGAUUGCGCAGAAAGCUGAUGUGCUCUUUGACGUGCUUACGCUCGACUCGCCGUUCAAGCUCCUCGAUGCACUCGAGUUCCUCGCGAGCAUCAUCUUUAUCUCGACAGCACCGGUCCAAGACAAGGUCGAGCUCGUCUUUGAUAGCUGGGAUAUGUCUGAAGAUGGCGCGCUCGACAUCGACGAGUUUACCAUUUCGCUCAAGUCGACGCUCAUGGGUCUCGGCAAGAUUGUCGUGUCCAAGGCCAAUGACAAGACCGUCGACCUACUCGAAGACGACGAGGUUCGGCGCAUCGCGGAAAUGGCGUUCCGCGAUAUGCUGCAUAUUCCGCCGUCGACGAUGAUUCAGCCAACGAUGGCCAUCACGUGCGACGUCUUUCGGAGCUACUGCUUGACCAACCACGACGCGCGAAGUCUCUUUGAUGUCUUUGACGGCGCCGUGAGUGCCUCCAACCACGACGACGGCAGCGCAGACGCACUCGGUGGUCUCGACCCAACGCACGUGCCGGAACGGUCGGCCAAAGAGACGCGGCACAUGGACCCCGAAGCUGCGAUCGAAAAGGCCAGCGAAGCAGACCACGGAGACGAGUUUAUGGCCGUCAAGCCGUGGGAAGGCGCGAUCAUCCCGCCAACGAACCCGCCACCAAUCGACUCGAGCGCCCCGACGGUCGACCUCUCGCUCGAGUGGAUCUUUGGCUACUCGGCCCAAGACGCGUACGCGCGCAACAACGUCCGGUACCUCAAGAGCGGUGAUAUUGCGUACCCCGCUGCCAGCGUAGCCGUGCUACUCGAGAAGGCAGGGCCUCGCCAGCAGCACGUGAUCGCGCACACGGACGACAUCUUGUCCUUCGCCCUGCACCCGAAUCGCACGAUCGGUGCGACGGGCGAGACUGGCAAGACGCCGAAACUCAUUGUGUGGGAUGCCGCCUCGGCCAGCGUACUCUCGACUCACCGCGGGUAUCACAAGCGAGGUAUCAUCCAGCUCGCGUUCUCGUCGUCGGGCAAUCACCUUGCAUCGCUGGGAGCAGACGACGACCACAGUUUGGGCGUCUACUCAACCACCGACCAGUGGAAGACGGGUGCCUUGACGUGGUUUUCCAAGGGCAACAAGGCUGCACCGCUCGACCUCUCGUGGCACCCGACAAAUGACCUCGUCCUUGCCAGCGUCGGCGUCAAGUACCUCGAAGUCUGGACCUGCAACGCAUCGCCCAAGACCGUCGCCAAGGCCAAAGGCAUCUUUGGAAAGACCGGCGUAGUCCAAGGUAUCCUGGCCGCCGUGUGGCUCAACACGGACAGUGGGUUUCUUCUCGUGACUGGCACGCAAGACGGCUCGCUGUACAUCUUUCAGCCGCCCGAGCUCCAGACGGUGAUUCCCAAGGCGCAUGCUGGUGCGGUUCAGAGUUUGUACCUGCUGGACAAGACUCUUGUGAGUGGUGGCAAGGACGGCGUCGUUCGCGUCUGGGCACCGGACAAAGCAGGGUCGCUGACCAGCACACAGUCGUUCGAUAUUAAGGCCCUCGCUGGUCGCACUGGUAGCAUUCAGAGCGUCUGUCUCUCGAACGACCUCACGACCGUCCUUCUUGGCACCCAAGCCUCGGACAUUUUCGAAAUCAACUUGAAGACCAAAGUCAUUUCUCCAGCGCUCCUGUCGGGGCACCACGCCGAUGAGCUCUGGGGCUUGUCCGCACACCCGACGCGGCAAGAGUGCGCCACCGUUGGCGACGACCAGUAUUUAUGCGUGUGGGACUUGGUCAAGAAAAAGCAGCUUCGACGCGUCAAGCUCGACUGCCUCGCGCGCGCCGUCGCGUACUCGCCAGACGGGAAGUACAUCGCCGUUGGUCUUGGCGGCCAGCUGCCGGGGCGAGAGAAGGUCAACAAGCACCCGAAAAAUGGUGCUCUCCUCGUCGUGUACGAGAGCGAUCUGACCAAGGUGGUGGAGCGCAACGAUGCGAAGAAGUGGGUCUCGGACAUCCGAUAUUCGCCGUGUGGCAAGUACCUCGCGCUUGGCAGCCACGACAACAGCAUCGUGCUCUACGAUGCGCUCAACCAGUACACCAAGAAGCACGCGUUCAAGAAGCACAGCAGCUUUAUCACGCAUAUCGACUUUUCCGCCGAUAGCUCCUACUACCAAAGCACAUCGGGCGCGUACGAGCUCCUCUUUGCGGACGCCAAGACGGGCAAGCAAGUCACGCGCGCAUCGGCGCUCAAGGACGAGCAGUGGAGCUCGUGGACGUGUCCGCUGGGCUGGCCCGUGCAGGGCAUUUGGCCGCCUGACAGCGACGGGUCGGACGUCAACGGUGUUGCGCGGUCGCAUGCCGGCACGCUCCUCGCGACAGGCGAUGACUUUGGCAAGGUCAAGCUCUUUCGGUACCCGUGCGCCAAGAAACACGCCGGCUUUGCGACGCUCCAUGGACACUCGUCGCACGUGACCAACGUGGCGUGGUCGGCCAACGACGAGUACUUGCUCUCGACGGGCGGUGGCGACCGGUGUCUCUUUCUUUGGAAGCACGACGUGCAGAAAAUCAAGGGUGCGAAAGCUUCGAUCUCGCCCGUGCGGUCGCCGGUCAAGGGCCACGAAGACGAUGUUGAUAUGGACCUUGUCCGCGGCUCGGAAGGCGAUGAGUUUAUGGCGGUCAAGCCCUGGAUCGGAGCCAUCGUUCCGCCCUCCAAGCUGCCAGUGGUCGACAACACGCAGCCGCCCUCGACGACCCUCAAACUCGCCCACGCCUACGGCUACCAAGGGCAGACGGCAUCCAACAACGUGCGCUUUCUAUCGAAUGGACGCAUCGUGUACCAUGUCGCCGCCCUUGGCGUUGUCUACGACAGCUCUACCAACUCGCAGACCUUCUUCGAGGGCCAUGAUGACGAUAUUGUGUGUCUUGCACUGCACCCCAACGGCAGUUGCGUCGCGACGGGCCAGAUGGGCAAACCACCAACGAUUCAUGUGUGGGAACUCUCAAGCACGAAAGCAGAAAAGGCAGCGGAGAAGUGCAUCAGCCUUGCGUGUCUUAAAGGCUUUCAUAAGCGCGCAGUGCCCGCCGUCGCCUUCUCGACGGACGGAUCCAGGCUUUGCUCCAUCGGGAACGACGACGACCACAGCCUUGCCAUCUACAAGUGGAAAGAAGGUGUCCUCGUCGCGUCUGGCAAGGGCGAGCGCAACAAGGUGAUUGGGGUCCUCCAUCAUCCCGGCACGAACGAGUGGAUCUCGUUUGGGGACAAGCACCUCACGCACUGGACCGAGCAAGGCCGGAACAUCACGGGCAAGAAGGCGAUCUUAGGCAAGCACGGUACGCCGCAGCUCUUUCAUUGUGCCAGCAUGAUACCGAAUGCGACGGGGACCACCUCGGCCCCGACGCGCACUGUUGUGGGCACCCACGGCGGCGAAAUCUACUGCUUUGAGAACAAACAUCUGGUCAAGGUGCUCUCAGGGCACAAGGGCCCUGUGUUUGCCGUCGCUGUCUCCCCCUCCAAGCCCGAGUGGGUCAGCGGCGCCAAAGACGGCAAAAUCAUCCUCUGGGACGUCCACUUGGCGCCCAUCUCGUCGUUUGAAGUGGCGCCGCCGCUCACCAAACUCUUCAACCUCUCGGCCGAGACGGCCAAGCGCUUGCAGGCAAGCUUUGGUGUGCGCAGUGUGUGCUUCAACAGCACCAACACGCGUCUCCUCGUCGGCACGUCCGGCAGCGACAUUGUGCAAUUUGACCGCACGGGCGCCAAAGCCACCGUUGUCACGCAAGGCCACUUUCAAGAUGAAUUGUGGGGUCUCGCAGUCCAUCCCGAUGUCACUAAGCACGAAUUUUGCACCGUCGGCGACGACAAGACGCUGCGGGUGUGGGACGCCGUGCACAAGAUGCAGCUCCGCGUCAAGGCCUUCGACUGCAUCGCGCGCUCGUGCGCGUACUCGAACGCUGCGCCAUACUGGAUCGCUGUCGGUCUCGGUGGGCGCAUCGAAGCCGGCCGCAAGCACCCCAAGUACGGCACAUUGAUUAUCGUCAAGGACGACGAGACGUUUGCCACCGUCUUUGAGGACAAACCGUCCAAGGAGUGGCUCUCGGAGAUCAAAUUUUCGCCCAACAACGCCAUCUUGGCCGUCGGGUCGCACGACACGAGCAUUUACCUCUAUGCGAUCACGGGCAACGCGAUCGUCAAGACGGGCGUCUUCCGCAAGCACACGAGCUACAUCACGCACUUUGACUUUUCGAGCGACUCGAAAUACCUCCAGAGCAACUGCGGUGCGUACGAGCUUUUGUUUUCGGAUCCGUCGAACGCCAAACACAUCACGUCGGCCAAAAGUUUGCGGGACGUCGCCUGGGAGACGUGGACGUGCACCUUGGGAUGGCCUGUCCAAGGCAUUUGGCCGCCGUGCGCAGACGGCACCGACAUCAACGCCGUCCACCGGUCGUCCAACAUGCAGCUCGUUGCGACGGGCGACGACUUUGGCAAGGUCAAGCUCUUUCGGUACCCGUGCGUCGCCAAGCACAGCGUCGCAUACGCUUACGCUGGCCACUCGUCCCAUGUGACGAACGUCCGAUGGCUGCACAACGAUACCCACGUUGUGAGCACUGGCGGCCUCGAUCGGUCGAUUCUGCAGUGGCAUCACGAGACGGGCGCCGAAGAAGACGUCAACAUCGGCAAAGCGUCGCCGUCCAAAGCCUCGCUCGCGACCGCCUUGUCCAACGCCGGUGCCACCGAGGACGACGACGAAGACGACCUUGGGCUGCCCAGGACAUUGGCGCCAGUCGCGUUUCCCGCGGAAGGCGGCGGCGACGAGUUCAUGGCUGUCAAGCCGUGGAUUGGCGCCAUCUGUGCGCCAAGCAACCCACCGAAAGAGAACCCGCGCGCACCCGACAUCCAACUGCGGCUCGAGUGGGUGUAUGGCUACCAAGCUGACUUGGCGCGCAACAAUUUACGCUACAAUGCCGACGGACAGAUCGUGUACCACGCCGCGGCCGUUGGCAUCAUCUACGAUCGACCGACCAACACGCAGAAGCACCACGUGGGCCACAACGAUGACAUUUUGAGCCUCGCCAUCUCGUCCUCAGGACGGUUCGUCGCGUCCGGCGAGCGCGGCAAGAAGCCCAGCAUUCGCGUCUGGGACGCGCGCUCCGGGGCGCUCUUGAGUGAGCUCAAAGGCUUCCACGCCCGUGGCGUUCUCAGCCUCGCCUUCGCGCUCGACGAAAAGACGAUUGCGAGCGUCGGUGACGACGACGACCAUAGCCUCGCGAUCUGGGAAGACAAGGGCGGCGCGUGGAGCAAAGGGGUUCUCCAGACGUCGACGCGCGGCGACAAGGCACUCAACGUCUUCACCUUGGCGGAUGCACGCCAUGGCCGAUUUGUCACGGGUGGCGUCAAGCACAUUUUGUUUUGGACCGUCGAGGGCAAGACUGCAAGCUGCACCAAGGGCCAGUUUGGGAAGCUCGCGACCAUUCAAACGCUCUGGUGCGCGUGCAGCUUCAAGGACGACGCGACGCUCACAGGCGCCGACAAUGGCGACAUGUAUCAAUGGUGCGGCAACACUGUCACCAAGAGUGUCAAGGCCCACGACGGCGCGCUCACAGCGCUUUACUCGACGUCCAAGCUCGACACGGUGGUCUCGGGUGGGAAGGAUGGCAAGGUUUGUGUAUGGAACUCGUCGCUCCAGCAGACGAGCUCGUUUGGGAUCGAGAGCAUGUACCCCGUGUGCGGUCUCCGAGGCAAGACCGUGCGCAGCGUGUGCAUGGACUCGGCGCAAACCAAGAUUCUUCUCGGCACAUGGGGCAGCGACAUCUUUGAAGUCGACGUGAGCAACGCGACGCUCGUGCUCGGAAAGCCCGUGACGGGAGGCCACUUUAAAGACGAGCUCUGGGGCCUCGCGGUGCAUCCGAUAGAGCCCCACACCGUGUGCACCGUGGGCGAUGACGCCGUCGCGCGCGUCUACAACUUGAAGCUCAAGACGUCGUGGGUGCUCAUGGAGCUCGACGACAUGGCGCGCGCUGUCGCCUACUCGCCCGACGGCCAGCUGCUUGCGAUCGGGUACGGCGGCGACGUCGGCCGCGGCAAGACAAAAGGCAACAAGCACGGCAUGAUUGGCUUCUACGAAGUGUCAACAACCACGAUCGUGCUGGAAGAUCGACCGUCCAAAGCGGCGAUCAGCGAGGUCAAGUUCGCCGCGUCUGGCGCGAUCGCGGCCUUUGGGUCGCACGACGACAAGAUUUACAUCUACAGCAUCCACGGCUCGGGCGCGAGUGCGAGCAUCGUCAAGAAGCACGUGUUUGCCAAGCACAUGAGCUACAUCACGCACUUUGAUUUUUCCCGCGACGCCAAGUACCUGCAGUCCAACUGCGGCGCGUACGAGCUUCUCUUUUGCGAGGUCGAGACGGGCAAGCAGAUGCGGUCGGCGAAAGCGCUCAAGGACGUCGUCUGGGACACGUGGACGUGCACGCUCGGGUGGCCCGUCCAGGGCAUCUGGCCCGAGUGCGCCGACGGCACGGACAUCAACAGCGUCUGUGCGUCCAAGUCGCGCGCGUUCAUCGCGACCGGCGACGACUUUUCCAAGCUCAAAGUGUUUCGGUACCCGUGUUUGACCAAAGGCGCCAAGUGGGUCCAAGGGGACGGCCACUGCUCGCACAUCACGUGCGUGCGCUUCACAUGCGACGACAAGUACAUCGUGUCGGCCGGCGGGAACGACCGCGCCGUGCUGCAGUGGAAGCUACUGGACCCGUAAGAAGCGUCUAUAGGAGUAUAUUACGAUUACUAUGUCGGAC
Molecule: messenger RNA, 6980 nt
Organism: Saprolegnia parasitica CBS 223.65
Lineage: Eukaryota; Oomycota; Saprolegniomycetes; Saprolegniales; Saprolegniaceae
Exons: 23
Coding region: 14-6940 (2308 amino acids)
Molecular function (GO): microtubule binding; calcium ion binding
Source: RefSeq, a predicted model, not a curated record